Molecule: messenger RNA, 3063 nt
Organism: Cynoglossus semilaevis (tongue sole)
Lineage: Eukaryota; Metazoa; Chordata; Actinopteri; Pleuronectiformes; Cynoglossidae
Gene: fezf2
Product: FEZ family zinc finger 2
Exons: 4
Coding region: 1082-2500 (472 amino acids)
Biological process (GO): regulation of transcription by RNA polymerase II; embryo development
Cellular component (GO): nucleus
Molecular function (GO): RNA polymerase II transcription regulatory region sequence-specific DNA binding; DNA-binding transcription factor activity, RNA polymerase II-specific
Source: RefSeq, a predicted model, not a curated record
UGUGUCGACCACAGAGGCUGCUGCCGCUAAUUAUAACCUGCGCUCAACACAGUGGAUUCCUGCAAACUUUUGUUCUGCUUCUGUGGAGCAAGUGGCUCUCUCUCCCUCUCUCUCUCCCUCUCUCUCUCCCUCUCUCUCUCUCUCUCUCUCUCUCCCUCUCUCUCUCCCCCUGCCUCAUUCAGUCCCUCUCUCCCCUUUUCCUCUUUAAUCCGUCCUUCUAUUACGGUAAGAUAAAGGAAAGAGAAAACAGGGAACGAGAUUCACGCGGUGCUUUAGUGACUGUGAGUAAAAGAGCUUGUGUUUUUUUCUUCCCUCUUGUCUACGCCGGGUUGAGCCGAGAGUCUCUUUUGAAAAUUGUUUCUUUUAAAUAACGGGAAUCGGAGAUCAACCUUUUAAAGGAUUCAAAAAGAGUCCCCGCACUUAAUCAGAUGAAAACUGGACGUCAUCGAAUUUAUACCACAAAAGUAAGUAUACGAGGCGGCCUCGGAGCAGAGGGCGGGAUUCCGUGUAUAAGGAUUAGUAGUUUUUCUACUAAAUUUAAAGGAAAAAAAAGAACAUUUAAAAAAAGUUAGUAAUAGAGUGAGAGUUUAUUUUGUAUUAAUUUGUUUGAGCAACUCUGUGUAAACUCUGUUUAAAGAAGAGUCCAACAUAACGAUACGAUAAAAAUAUUUCAGUGUAUUUAAAGUGUUGUUGUUGAAGUAUCGCUGCGCUCAACUUGUGGUUCGCGUCCUAAUUGAGCUGCUCCUCCUAGACGGUCAGUGACACGUUGUAACGUGAGUCUACUGGACAAGUGACAGAUGACAACAUGGUUGUCCACACAUCCAGUCCAUAACGUGUAAAAGUUUAGCAGCGUCAUCAACUUAAUUUUCCGCCACGUGAUUGUGUCAUUUGUGUAUUCCUUCAUUCUUGGUUUUCUUCUUCUUCUUCUUCUUCUUCUUCUUCAUUUCUCCGUCUUAACGAGCUCUGUAAUGUCCUGUUAAUUUUGUGUGGACUAGUUAAUGAGCACUAAUCCGUCACCCCUGGACGCUAUUGUUGCGGGGGGGCUCGCCAUUUAAAUGCAAAUGUCUAACACAGUGACAGCAUGGUGCUUAUUAAACUGAUGUGUCCUUCUGUCUUUUCUGCUGGGACUGUAGAAGAGUCAAAAGACGCCAAACAGCUCGGAGAUCCCGCUCGGACUCUGUCUGUCUGUCACUCGGCCGACGACCUGCUCUGCUACAGCAACGACAUGGAGACGUCACCAUCGGUGGACACAGCCAUGCACCAAGGCCGGACUGGACCCUCCGCGACCCCCAAAAGCCUGGCCUUCUCCAUAGACCGGAUCAUGUCCAUGGACUCUCAGUCAUCGGCGGAGCGGCCGCAGGAGAAGCCGGAGCGGAAGCUGCAGUCGGGACUGUGCUGCCCGGUGCCGUGCAUGAUCCCGCUGCAGCCGGCCAGCUAUGACCUCCAGGCCAAGGCGAUGAUAAACUACUCGGAGUUGUUGCGGGACAAUUUCCGGGGACAUUGUUACAGUUCGAUAGCCGCUCUGUGCAAGGGCAACUGUGGCAGCACCGGUAAAGCCGCACCGAGCGUACGGCAGCCGCUGCUGACGUCCAGGAGCCGGAUGGUGAAGCCGCAGGUCCUGCACCAAGCCGUGGCUCUGCCCGGCACCGACCCGCUCUACUAUCUCAACUGUCUGAAUGCUGCCUACCAGCAGUCGGAGCUGCUGCACGGACACUGGACGUCAGCCGCUCAGCCACAGGACUCUCUGUCAGCGCACUACAGACUCUUUCUGCUGGAGAACGCCAAGCUGACCACGGCGGUCACCGGGUCGCACAAGCUGCCCACGUCUCAGCACCCACACAGGCAGCAUCUGUCCGGCCAACUGGGCCACACCGUGAAGGAAAACCACGGAGUGGCCGCUGAGAAGAGCGGAGUGAAGACACACAACAAACUCUGCGGCGGCAGCACGGACGGAAAACCCAAGAACUUCACCUGUGAAGUCUGUGGAAAGGUUUUUAACGCUCAUUACAACCUGACCAGACACAUGCCGGUCCACACCGGGGCGCGACCCUUCGUUUGCAAAGUAUGCGGCAAAGGAUUCCGACAGGCCAGCACUCUGUGCAGACACAAGAUCAUCCACACACAGGAAAAACCUCAUAAGUGUAACCAGUGUGGGAAGGCGUUCAACAGAAGCUCGACGCUCAACACGCACAUACGAAUCCACGCUGGAUACAAACCGUUCGUGUGUGAAUUCUGCGGGAAAGGUUUCCACCAAAAAGGAAACUAUAAGAACCACAAGCUAACACACAGCGGGGAAAAGCAGUACAAGUGUUCCAUAUGCAACAAGGCCUUCCAUCAGAUCUACAACCUGACCUUUCACAUGCACACACACAAUGACAAGAAGCCCUUCACCUGCGUCACCUGUGGCAAAGGCUUCUGCCGCAACUUUGACCUGAAGAAACACAUCAGGAAGCUGCACGACAAAACCUUCACAGAGGCCUCCAGAGCUCUGCAGAGCUGAGGCAGCAGCCCAGGCUGUGGGGCCUCACCGGUGAUGAUGGCGGUGGCUGAGUUCGGUUUAAGGCUCUGUGUGUGUUCUGUGUUGGUCAGGGCGGAGAGAUAAGGCCAGGUGCUCCAGGUAAAUUAGUCAUGUUUGUUAUCUUGGACUUUAACAGUGAGUCUUACACAGUAACACACACUGUGUGAGACGUACUGUUGGUCUUCUACCUGAGUAUCAGGCCUGCAAUAUGACUCUGUGAAUAUGCAGAAUGUAAGACAUACUGUAGGUGAACUGCACUGCAAGUACACAAUUUGCCACCGCAAAUUAUUGGGUUUCUACAAUUCCUGUAUCUGCAGAAUUUCAUGCUUGUAGUUUCAAGUAUGUCAAAGUAUUGGGUUUUCUGUUCUGUGAAUGAACUGGUUGAAGAAUAUUUUUAAAAAGACUAUUUAAAUUUGUGUUGUUGACGGUGCACUACAAUUUCUGGUCUGUAUUUAAAAGGAAAUGUAUAAAUAAAAAAAUUAAGUUAUAACUUAUAAUUAAAAAGGAAUGUUUGAGCCAUGUUUCAAUUUGAUUCAACAAUAAAU